Mya arenaria is the source of this 970-nucleotide messenger RNA. RefSeq names its product transmembrane protein 230-like. The transcript has 4 exons. Gene Ontology annotation, cellular component: endomembrane system. Lineage: Eukaryota; Metazoa; Mollusca; Bivalvia; Myida; Myidae. The record is from RefSeq and is a predicted model, not a curated record. Bases 126 to 467 code for a protein of 113 amino acids.
GUCCAACCCAUGGUUCUCCUCCGAUUUAAGCUGGGAACCAGUAUCCAUUUCCUGCUUCGUGUUGUAAACAAACAUAAAACACUAUAUAGCAGGAAGAAAUUUUGGAUCGUUCAGUAGAGAUAAUAAUGAGGAGAAUGGCUGGAGAAUCAACUGUAAAGUUCAAGAAAAUGCGCCGACGUGAUGAUGAUAGCUUUUCUGAUAUACAGUUUCAGAAACCUCCUCCAAAGUUCCCGAAGAAAGCCAUCGCCCUUGCAACAGUUCUGUUCCUGGUUGGCAGUGCACUCAUUGUGGUUGGAGCCUUACUUCUCACAGGAUAUAUUGAUGCAAAGUAUGGUGACCGAACGUGGCCCAUCCUGAUCCUCGGCUCCAUCAUGUUUAUCCCAGGAUUUUACCAUGUCCGGAUAGCAUACUACGCAUACAAGGGCUACGUGGGGUACUCGUAUGAGGAUAUUCCCGAGUUUGAAUGAGCAUAGAGAAAGGAAGGAUCAAAACACAUUCCAGCGGAGAAGUGCAAUCAGGGCAGCUCACUUACUUUGAAGGCCCUAAUGAAUUUGUUUUCACUUUAAUUCAGAUAUGAUUUAUGAAGCUAAAAUUGGUUACAGAUCCUCAAGUGCAGUCAGAGGUCUGUUCAUUGAAAUAUAAAACUGCAGAUUAAAUCCUGGUAGAAGUCAUGAUGAUUACAAUAAAUGUGAAUGAUUAACAAGAUUAAGAUCAUCAUCAAUUUUUUAUGAUAGAAAAAAAAACUGAUUAAAAGUUAUGACUUGUCGAUUUCAUUUGGAUUUGUUAAUGCGAUUUUAAUGCUGGAAAUUCAAAACUUCUAGAGGACCUUUUCAGAAUUUUUUUGUUCUUAUGUUGAGCUCAUGUGUCCUUACUUGUCCAUGUUUUCUAUGUUGGUUGUCUGCAUUUUUACAUUAUUACUAUCAAUAGCUUUAUGUCAUUCAUGUAUAUAAUACAGGCUAUUUAAUGUUUA